Molecule: messenger RNA, 3827 nt
Organism: Phymastichus coffea
Lineage: Eukaryota; Metazoa; Arthropoda; Insecta; Hymenoptera; Eulophidae
Gene: Parp1
Product: poly [ADP-ribose] polymerase
Exons: 9
Coding region: 120-3110 (996 amino acids)
Cellular component (GO): nucleus
Molecular function (GO): NAD+ poly-ADP-ribosyltransferase activity; DNA binding; NAD binding
Source: RefSeq, a predicted model, not a curated record
AGGAGGAGAAGGGAAAACCCCUCGAGCCGCACUGUUAGUUACACCUGUCCACUAUAGCAAACGGACACCAACUUAUUUCGAGAGAAAAAUUCGCAAUAUUGUUAUAAUAUUGUUCCAGAAUGACCGAAGACCUUCCUUACUGUGUGGAGUACUCCAAGAGUGGACGUGCUAUGUGUAAUGUCUGCAAGAAUGCUAUUGCCAAAGACAUUCUUCGCCUUGCCACUGUCGUUCAGAGUCCAUUCCAUGAUGGCAAGCUGGUAAAAUGGUACCAUGCUAAUUGCUUCUUCCAAAAACAACGUCCUAAAACUACAGGAGACAUUGCUCAUUUUGAUAGCAUUCGUUGGGAGGAUCAAGAAUACAUCAAAAAGAGAAUUGAGGAAGGAGGUGCAGCAGGAACAGCAGCCAUAGCUGCAGCUACUACCAGUGGCAAAGGCCGUAAGCGAAGUAAAGCUGCAGGAGGGGCAGCUGCUAAUGCUGAUUUCAAAGCCGAGUAUGCUAAAUCGAACCGCUCAAAAUGCCGUGGUUGCGAGGAAACAAUAAUUAAAGGCGAAAUUCGUCUGUCGAAGAAAGACUAUGAAAGUGAAGAUGCACGUCGCUAUGGUGGCUUAGAUCGUUGGUAUCACGUCGACUGUUUCGUUAAACUGCGUUCAGAAUUGCAGUUCUUCGACGCCGGUAUGAAUAUUCCAGGCGUGAACGCUUUGUCAAUGGAAGACAAAGAUGUUAUCAAGAAGGCAUUACCUAAAAUUAAAGAGGAAGAUGUGCCACCCGAGGCUAAAAAGAUCAAGCCUGAACCUGAAGAUUCUGAGGAAGAAAAGAAAUUAAAAGAACAGCAGAAAAAAUUGUUCAGUAUUAGGGAUAUAUUAUCCGCAAAACUGAAGAAGAAAGAGUUGAUUAAGAUACUUGAGGCUAAUGGUCAGAGUGUUCCUGUUGGGCAAAGUGAAAUUCUAGAUGCCUUAACCGAUACUUUACUGUUUGGUGCUCUGGAGCCUUGCCCGCAAUGCGGUGGCCAAUUCAAAUUCAAGUCUGGUACUGGCUAUAAAUGUACAGGCAGCGUGUCUGAAUGGGCAUUAUGUGAAAAUAUCACACAAGAUCCAAAGAGAAAGAAGUUUACGAUUCCUAAAGAUUUGAAAGAAGAAUUUCCAUUUCUUAACAGUUUAAAUCCUAAAGUAAAACGUCGUCUUAUAAAGAUUACGGCACCAUCAACUUCGAGUACCGUCAAAAAAGAAGACGUAGUUGAUGGACCAAAAAUCAAGGGUAAACCACGACCCUUGAAACACUUAGAAUUUGUACUUGCGGGCUUCUCAAAAGAGAAGAAAGAAAAGUUGACGAAGGAAAUUUUAUUGCUGGGUGGUGUAGUGAAAACCAAGGUAGCGGAAGAUACCGCAGCGGUCAUAUCAACUCCAAAUGAAGUUGAAAAAUCUUCCAGUAAAAUUGAGGAUGCUCAAGAUAAAGAUAUUCAUGUUGUGUCUGAAGACUUCAUUGAGGAAGCCAAGGAGUUUCAGGAUGCUCCAAUUAUGCUCAUUAAGAAGAAGAGCAUUGCCCAUUGGGGCAGCGAUCCUUCAUCGAGAGUAUCAAAAUCUAUUGCUACAAAAUCAGCGUCUAAAGGCAAGAGUAAAUAUGAGAAAUUAAGUUCUGGUAAAGUGAAGCUACGCGUUAAAGGUGGAGGCGCUGUUGACCCUGAUAGCGGUCUUGAAGAUGUUGCUCAUGUCCAUCAACGUGGCAAAGAAAAGUUCACCGUUACCCUUGGUAUCACUGAUAUUCAGACGAAAAAGAACAGCUACUACAAAUUGCAGAUUUUGAAGGAUGACAAGAGGGAAAAAUAUUGGCUUUUCCGUAGCUGGGGUCGAAUUGGUACCACGAUCGGUAACAAUAAGUGUGAAAAUAUGGCACUAGAAGAUUGCAUCGAGCAGUUUAAGGAGUUAUACGAAGAAAAGUCUGGCAAUCCCUGGUCGCAUCACGAUAACUUUAUAAAGGUGCCUCACAAAAUGUAUCCAAUUGACAUUGAUCAUGGCGACGAUAGCAGUAACGUCGACUUGCUUAAGUCUGACAUCGAAAGCAAACUUAAAAAACCCAUUCAAGAUCUUAUACAGCUUAUCUUCGAUGUAAACCAAAUGAAGAAAGCUAUGUUAGAAUAUGAAAUUGAUAUGGAUAAGAUGCCCCUCGGUAAAAUUUCUAAGAAACAAAUCCAACAAGCUUACUCCGUUCUCUCUGAGCUAUUAACGUUGGUCAAGAAUGGGAAUCAGGAUAGAGUUAAGUAUAUCGAAGCAUCCAACAAGUUUUACACGCUGAUACCUCACAAUUUUGGCGUUGAUGGACCAAACGUCAUCGAGACAGAAAAGGAGAUUCAAACAAAGAGUGAGAUGUUGGAAUCUCUUCUCGAAAUGGAAAUCGCCUACAAUCUGCUGCACACCAAGACGGAUGCAAGCAAAAAUCCUUUAGAUGCUCACUACGAGCAACUCAAAACCAAUAUUGAUGUGCUGGACCGGGAGAGCAACGAGUUCAAGCUCAUCGAGAAGUACGUGAAAAACACUCACGCCGAAACUCACAAACAGUACGAGCUUGUCGUCGAGGAAGUAUUCAUCGCAAAAAGAAGUGGCGAGGAAUCUCGCUACAGACCAUUCAAGAAAUUGCCAAACAGAAAGCUGUUGUGGCACGGAUCAAGAGUUACCAACUUUGCUGGUAUCUUGUCGCAGGGUCUCAGAAUUGCACCGCCCGAAGCACCUGUUACUGGUUACAUGUUUGGCAAAGGUAUUUAUUUUGCUGAUAUGGUAUCCAAAUCUGCCAACUACUGUUGCACCAGUUCUCAAAACUCGACCGGUUUGUUACUUCUCUGCGACGUUGCGCUUGGAAAUAUGUAUGAGAGAUUCCAUGCAGACUAUAUUGAGAAGCUACCGCACGGUUACCACUCAACCUGGGGUCGUGGACAAACUCAACCUGAUCCUGAAAAGUCUGUCAAGCUUAAGACUGGUGUUGAAGUUCCUUGUGGUCCUGGUAUUCCUGCAGAUAUUAAGAAUUCAUCUUCGCUUUUGUACAACGAGUUUAUUGUAUACGACAUGGCUCAGGUCAAGGUUGAAUAUUUGGUGAAGAUGAAUUUCAAGUACAAGUAUUAGAUUGUUUUUUUCAUUUACACUGUUUUAUAUGUAAGUGACGUCAGAAUCUUGGUAUACGUUUGAUAUUUUUUUUAUAAUAUCUAGUAAAAUACUUAUAAACAAAAAUUUCGCGAUUGCGAUUGUAUUCCUAAGCUUUUGUUUUCAAAGUAGUUUCUUAGCUCGUUUUUCAACAUAAAUUAGUUAUUGAAUUAUUCAAACUAUUUUCUAAUCUUUUGUUAUCGAGUGAUUUGAAUUCACCGUAAAUUGUCUUUACAACAGUAAGAUUUCAUCUUUUAUUCCGUAAGAUAUUUAUUAAAAAAUAAUUUUUUUCCCAAUGUCAUCGUUCAUUUGUGUCUUUGGGUUUUCUGUUUAAAUCGGUGGUUACAUGCAUGAUUGCAAAUACAAUAAAGUGAUGUGCCAUUUAAAAUUAAAUUAAACAAUUAAACAAUGUUAUGUAAAUCAACCGGUGAAGUUGUUAACUAUACGAUAUUGUUUGAUCGAUCACUUAAUGUUAAUCUUAUUUCAUUGAUAUCGUUACUUUGUAUGCAUUAUUCAAACACUGUUACCAUCAGUCUGUGAAUCUUUUCAUAUAUUUUGCCUGUCAUUUUCACUAUUUGUAAGAUGCGAUCUCAAUGUAAACAAGCGUUAUAUAUCAAUGUCCAUCAAAUAAAGUUUAUAUUUUGCCAAAAAUGUUUGUUUAAAGGUUUCCAAAUGAAUAGCGUGUUUAUCUUGCGGAAU